Molecule: messenger RNA, 3103 nt
Organism: Carassius carassius (crucian carp)
Lineage: Eukaryota; Metazoa; Chordata; Actinopteri; Cypriniformes; Cyprinidae
Product: mRNA decay activator protein ZFP36L2-B-like
Exons: 2
Coding region: 222-1421 (399 amino acids)
Molecular function (GO): mRNA binding; metal ion binding
Source: RefSeq, a predicted model, not a curated record
UAUGUGCGGGAGAGUCAAGCGGACUCUUCACUGUUCUGACUCGGCACUGCGCGGUGGGAGAAGACCAGCAACAAAAACACACAACGAGGAACUCCGUCUAACUUCUCUGAGUAUCAGACCACAUCUAAAACUAGACUCUUUAAGUUCCGCAUCUCUUGCACAAACUAAGCCAGUGGCAAACUAAACGCAUUCGCAUCCAAAGGCUCCAGGUCGGUCCUCAAAUGAGAGAUCAUCUGCGACUGUCUUCUCCUGAAGAAACAGAAAUGUCUGCGACCAUCCUGUCCGCUCUUUACGACAUCGACAUGCUGUACAAGCAGGAGAAGAGCCUCAACAUUAACGCCUUACACAUUAACAGCAUGCUGGAUAAGAAAGCUGUCGGGGCUCCGGUAACGACCUCCAGCAGCAGCACCAACAACUGCAACUCGUACGCGUCAGGAUUCUGCCGUCGAAACUCCACCAGCAACAUGGAGUCCAUGACGAACUGCAACAAGUACCCCGCCAGCUCCUACAGCAGCAUGAAGGAGAACGCCAUCAUGAACAAGGAGAACAAGUUCCGCGACCGCGCCUACAGCGAGAGCGGCGAGCAGCUGCAGCAGAAGCCGGGCUCGCAGAUCAACUCCACCCGCUACAAGACGGAGCUCUGCAGGCCCUUCGAGGAAAACGGAGUGUGCAAGUACGGCGAGAAGUGCCAGUUCGCGCACGGCUACCACGAGCUGAGAAGCCUGUCUCGCCACCCGAAGUACAAAACCGAGCCCUGUCGCACUUUCCACACCAUCGGCUUCUGCCCGUACGGCCCGCGCUGCCACUUCAUCCACAACGCCGACGAGCGCAGACCAGCGCCGAGCAACGCCAACAGCGUGCAGGUAGAGUCCCCCAAGUCCGCCCGAGGGGAGCCGAUGAGCGGCUACGGGCAACAGGGAGCCUUCAGGGAGCGACCGAAACUCCACCACAGCCUCAGCUUCUCGGGUUUCUCCAGCCAGCACCACCACGGACUCGACUCCCCCCUUCUCGAGAGCCCCACGUCCCGAACCCCCCCUCCCGCUUGCUCCAAUGGUUCCUCCUGCGCCACUAACUUCUACGAAGACGUUCUCUCGUCGACUCGCAACAGUGCCUUCUCUUUCCCCAGCCAAGACCUCAAAGCCCUGCUCGCGCCGCUGGCCGUGCACACGCACAACGGUUAUUACGGAAACCUUCAGGUCAACAUGGGCGAAGGCCUCGGCCACUUGCAGUCCCUCCAGCGCCUGUCCGAGUCGCCGGUGUUCGACUCGCCCCCCAGCCCGCCUGAGAGCAUCUCGGACCGGGAGAGCUACGCCAGCGGCUCGCUCAGCUCCUCCGGAAGUCUCAGCGGCUCCGAGUCUCCCACUCUGGACGGCGGGAGGCGUUUGCCCAUCUUCAGCAGGCUGUCGAUUUCCGAUGAUUGAUCGGCUUUUUUUUUUUUUAAUGGACUCGAUAGCAGAGGAGUCUCCCGUUAGAUAUGUAGUUCAGACUCAGCAAUAGACUUUAAUAUCGAGGGAGAUGGAUUUGUAUGUCAGACGCUGACAUGGCAUUACUGUUUGAACUGCUUUGAAGGCAUUCCACCGGUGCAGUUUGUUGCAUUCUCUUGGUCUUUUUGGACCACUACUUUCCAGAUUUGUACAAAAGACAAUUUUUUUUUAACGUGAAAGACAGAGCGGUUUAAGAUUUUCCUUCAUCCUUGCCAAGAAUAUGCCUUGACACAAAGUAUAGUAGUUUUCAAAGUAUGUACAUCCAUUCCAAAAGUUAUCCAGUUUCGCGGCGCCAUCCAGUGGUAUGAUUGGUUUGUGCAGUUUGAAGCUUUCUCUUUUGGCUUGUUGGGAAAUCACUGCUGAUGGUUGAAUUGUUUUCUUUUCUUUUUUUUUUAGCUUAUGAGUGAUUUAAAUAGCAGUGCAUAACUGUCUAUGAACUAUUUAACUUAUUUAUUUUAUCUUGUGAAAAGUAUAGGCUACAUUUGUUAAUUGUGUCCAUACUGUAUUUAUCGAGUAUGAUGAAGCAAUAGAUCUAUAUUCUUUUAUUAUUUUUAAAUUAUGAUCGCCAUUAUUAAUCUACAUAAAGUGGAGUGUAUGUUAUUUUCACAGUAAUAUAUAUUUUUGUUUGGUUUCUUUUUGUAACUUCACUUUAUUUUAUUGUAAAUGAGUAAAACAAACAAACAAAAAUCUUAAUUUAAGAGAUUGUAUGUGAUAUUUAUUUCAUUAAUUUUGUUUUCCUUGUUUACGUUCAUUAAAAAAAAAAACGUUUGCGUGAUUUGCUGUUUGUUGGGAUGUUACUUUCCGGAAGUGUUUGUUUGUUUGUUGUCAUUUUGGAGAAUCAGACGUGUCCCUUUAGGUUUGUCUCUAGAAUGUAUAAACUGUGGUUGGCAGAGGACCGUCCGAACGUGUACUAGCCUUAAUUUUUCAUAGAAAUCAGAUUUCAAAGAUCCCAAGUAAAUCGAUUAACCAAAAAGUAUUUUUAUUUUUUUUAAUACGUAUGUCUAUACAAUGCACAGCAGCCACGUGCAUGAGAAUGUAGCAGACCAGAGCCCCAGUGUAUUACUGCCUAGUGCCUGUGGGGAUUCACCAUCUUACAUUGCCUUAUGAUUAACCAAAUAAAGUAUUUUCAUACAUGUUAUUGUUUUACAACAAGAGGAAAUGAAUGUAGUUUGUAAUUUAAACUUUUUGGAAGGUUGUUACCACUUAUCAAAGGAGAGAAAUAGAGACUUGGAGCAAAUAAUCUGAGUUGUAUUUUUUUCUAUUACUCCCUGUUCCUUGCAUUGUUUUGCCUUUUCGUUUGUUCUCUUGCUUUCCUAUGAUAUGGUAAUGGUCUGAAUCUUCCAAACUUGCUGGACGGGGAAGAGUUUGAACACAUUUGGUUUGUACAUAGUAGGUACAGGGGAUUCGCACUAUGUACCUUUUUGACUACUUUAUCAGAAGUAAAGCUUUUUGAAUGUAAUAAAAAAAAAAAAAAGACAAAAAGAACAGGAUUUGUAACAUAUUUGUUUUUCGGGGAGUCAGUUCACUACAAAUUGCGUGUGAGACUGUUAACUUUGUACUGUACAUUUUUGUAGUUCUCCCAAUAAAAUAAUUUUGGAAAAAACAAACAAACGUUGGAA